Molecule: messenger RNA, 2854 nt
Organism: Paramacrobiotus metropolitanus
Lineage: Eukaryota; Metazoa; Tardigrada; Eutardigrada; Parachela; Macrobiotidae
Product: ATP-dependent RNA helicase DDX54-like
Exons: 12
Coding region: 247-2640 (797 amino acids)
Cellular component (GO): nucleus
Molecular function (GO): RNA binding; ATP binding; RNA helicase activity
Source: RefSeq, a predicted model, not a curated record
ACAGUAAGUACUUAACAAUAGUAUUGGUACUAUUGUAGUAAGUAUAAACUAUACUUUUCGUAUCAAUUUCGUAUUAAUUUUUCCUUUUUUACAUCUGCCGCAUACUUAAAUUAACUUUCUACAAAGCGUAUGUUGUAUCUCCGCGGUUGCUCCACUGAGUGUUCUGGAAACCGUGUAGACUGGAAAAUUGGUCUUGCCAGGUGACAUAAUUUACAGCGAAGACCACCGAAGAGCUCAUCCGCCGAAAUGGACGAUCCGGUGCAUACUGCGGCAGACGACGAUGCGGAAGCGAAGGAAUGGCGAAAAUUGAUACAGAAUCAGAAUCGGAAGAACAAGAAGUCUGGUGGUUUUCAGGCCAUGGGUUUGUCAGGUCCGGUUUUUAAAGGAAUUUUGAAGAAAGGAUACAAAAUCCCCACGCCUAUCCAGAGAAAGAGUAUACCGGUUAUUAUGGACGGUAAAGACAUCGUGGCGAUGGCGCGUACAGGAAGCGGUAAAACCGCUGCGUUCCUGAUUCCCUUGUUGGAGAAGUUGAAGGCCCCGGCUCCCGACAGGAAUCCCCGAGCCCUCCUUCUGUCGCCUACCCGGGAACUGGCUCUGCAGACCUUCCGCUUCACUCGCGAUCUGGCGCGCUACACCAAGCUGACGAGCACGAUCAUCUUGGGCGGCGACCGCAUGGAGGACCAAUUCGAGGCCAUUCACCAGAAACCGGAUAUUGUCAUCGCCACACCCGGCCGCCUACUGCACGUCCUGGUGGAAAUGAACAUGAAGCUGAGCAACGUAGAGUACUGUGUGUUCGAUGAAGCGGACCGGCUGUUUGAGAUGGGAUUUGAGGAGCAGCUGAAGGAGAUUGUCAACCGCAUGCCGGCUGCACGGCAGACGCUGAUGUUCUCCGCCACGUUGCCCAAAUCAGUGGUGGAGUUUGCUAAAGCGGGUCUGUCGGAUCCCAGUUUAGUGCGUUUGGAUGUGGACAAUAAACUCAGCGAAGGCUUGAAGCUGUCUUUUUUAUCGUGCCGUGAUGUGGACAAGCCUGCUGUUCUCUGUUGGUUACUACAGAACAUCGUGAAACGGAAUGAAUUGACCGUUGUUUUUGCCGCUACUAAACAUCAUGUGGAAUACUUAAAAGACCUGGUGACAUGUGCAGGAAUUUCCUGUACUUGCCUCUAUAGUGCAUUGGAUCCAGCUGCAAGAAAGAUUAAUCUGGACAAAUUUAAGCAUCGUAAAUGCCAGGUGUUGGUCGUCACGGAUAUUGCAGCGCGCGGUGUGGACAUUCCGGAUUUGGACAAUGUUAUUAAUUACCAUUUUCCACCGAAAGGGAAAUUGUUUGUUCAUCGUGUUGGUCGUGUGGCUAGAGCUGGCCGAACAGGGCAGGCGUAUUCCCUGGUUUCCGGUGACGAGUUUCCUUAUCUGUUGGAUUUGCAUUUGUUUCUGGGGACUUCGUUCAAAGUAGCCGAUACGGAUUGUUUAGCAGAUGAUAGAAAUGUAUUUGGUACCAUGCCACAAAGUGCGAUUGAUGAAGAAGAAGACUUGUUACGUAUCUGGCACGAACAGUCGGGGGAACUGGCUGCCAUGGUUAAAGUGUGCGACAAUGGCUAUAAAAAGUAUUUAUCCACACGGCCCGCCCCAUCCAUGGAAAGUGUUUCCCGGUAUAAAAAGGAAUACCGCGACCUCAAGACUGCCAUACAUCCAGCAUUUCGUGACCAGUCAUCUGCUGCGGAGAACGCACGAAGUAAUUUUUUAGAAGGAAUCAAAGGCUACAAACCGCACACGACGAUUUUCGAAUUGGGUGGCAACCAGAAAUCCGAGGCCUUUGCAGCAAUGAAAGCCAAACGCAAGAUUCACCAAGCUGCCAUUGCUAAGCAUGAAACAUUCAUGGAAAAAGCCAAAGCGCGCUCAGAACAGCUUAAUAUGCGUCGGGAAAAUCCUGUUGUGGAUAAUGAUUUCGAAUUAAGUGCAUUUAGUGAAAUUGUUGCAUCGAAACCUCCAAACAAACCAAAAACCUUUAAAAGAGCUAAAGAAAAGCGAGUGGAGCCGUUUAUCCCUUACACGCCUUCUGAUUUACAUAUGGAGAAGGGGCUCGAAUUGGAGAAGCGAAGCUUCGUGCAGGAAGCGCAGAAUGCCAUGAUCGAUGUGAAUCCCGACGAAACAAACGAUAUGCUAAAACAUAAGCGCCAGCCAAAAUGGGAUCGAAAGCGUAAGAAAUUUGUCGGGGAAGACACUUCCGAUGCGAAAAAGAAGAAAAUUAAAACCGAAAGCGGCGCCUGGAUACCUGCUACGUAUAAAACUGAUUUGUACAGUCAAUGGAAAAAAUCUCAUCAGAUCGACUACCAGGAUGAAAAGAAUGUUUCGGAUGAUGAGGCUGAAGCAGUCAAACCCAGAGAUCUCCAUCACAUUAACAGAGCUCUUGGUAGUGGAAGAAUGAAAUACAUGAAGUCGCAGAUGCAGGGACGGCAAUCGGCUCAGGAUAAACGGAAGUUUAAAGCAGGAAGAAAGUCGCAGUUGGGCUUGCGAUCGAUGGAGCAGAUUGCCAAAACACGAGAAAAACGGAAAUCUGACAUGACGUUUCAGAAGAAGCGCCGAGAAAUUAACGAAACCAAUAAAGCUUCCCAUCAGAAUCGCCACAAGAACAAACGACAGCGGUAGAUUUCGUUGAGUUUGGGACAUACUCGUCUAAUUGCACUUCUGGCAAUGCCUGUAUACUGUAUAGUAUCUGUGAUAACUUUGACCUCGUCUUAUUGGGCUUUGCGGUUUGGCGUCUUAUUGGGCUGUUUAAUUCCGAGCAAUUUUAAUGAAACAUUAGACACGUUAGUGCGGAAACUGAAAGCGAGUAGGAAAAGUGAAGAGAAAGAAAAUGAAA